Triplophysa dalaica is the source of this 1632-nucleotide messenger RNA. RefSeq names its product transmembrane protein 38B (gene tmem38b). The coding region runs from base 458 to 1360 and encodes 300 amino acids. Gene Ontology annotation, molecular function: identical protein binding; potassium channel activity. Gene Ontology annotation, biological process: potassium ion transmembrane transport. Lineage: Eukaryota; Metazoa; Chordata; Actinopteri; Cypriniformes; Nemacheilidae. Gene Ontology annotation, cellular component: membrane. The record is from RefSeq and is a predicted model, not a curated record. The transcript has 6 exons.
CAGCGACGCUUAAACAAGCGGAAACACACGUCAUAUGUUUCCUAUUGUUUCAUAUGUGUUUUGGUGAAUUAUUUUGACUCGUUUUUAUUAAUGAAGUCAUUUAAAUGUGAUUAAAUAGGGGAAGAUGCGGAGCCACACAGCGCCGCUACAGGUGAUAUAUACCGUGUUACAGAACGAUUAAACAUGAAGCUAGAUAAACAUGGUACUCGAUAUAGAUUCUUUCCGUUUAACAUCAUGCUACUGAUGUUUGUGGGUGUGUGUUCGUUCCCCGUUGCCAAUCACGGAGCUCGAGCUCGCAGCAUCCGCAUCAGUCAUGGCGCCAGAUCCGGUUACCGCUCCGAUCAGCUGCUAGAUUCAGCGGCUCCGAACAUCUGCUGAACCUCCAGCUCAUCAUCUGAAGCCGGUCCACUGACACGGGUGUGCAGGCGCGUUCCUCGAUCGGGAGUCGAAAGCUUUAAUGAUGGAUGUGUUCGGGUUUCUGAAUCUAAACGAGCUCGCGCUCGGGCUUUCACAGAUAUCGUUGUUCCCGUUCUUUGACAUGGCGCAUUAUAUCGUGUCAGUGAUGAGUCUGAGAGAACAGCCAGGAGCUCUGGAGGUGUCUCAGAGGAGUCCGUUGGCGUGCUGGUUCAGCUCAAUGCUGUAUUGUUUCGCUGGAGCGAUUCUCUCUGCUCUCAUGAUGGCAGACGCACCCAUCGCGCCUCUGUCCAACUCCACCAACCUUCUGCUCGCAACUCUCAUGUGGUAUCUUGUGUUUUACUGUCCUCUGGACGUUGUGUACUCGCUGGCCUCCAUCUUUCCUUUGCGUCUGGUGUUGACUGGGAUGAAGGAAGUGACACGUACAUGGAAGGUUCUGGGUGGAGUCACUCAAGCGGGGAAGAAAUAUAAAGAUGGUCUGUUUGUGAUGAUCGCAGUGGGCUGGGCCAAAGGGGCCGGCGGGGGUCUCAUCAGUAACUUUGAGCAGUUGGUUCGUGGUGUCUGGAAGCCUGAGACCAAUGAACUGCUGAAGAUGUCCUACCCAACUAAGGUCACCCUGCUGGGAGCGGUUGUGUUUUCUCUUCAGCAGUGUCAAUACCUCCCGAUUCAAACACAUCACCUCAUCUUCAUCUACACACUCUUCACUGUCACUAACAAGAUGCGGAUGAUGCUGUUGGGUUCCUCUUCUUAUCCGUUCUCUACAUUAGAGUCUGUCCUCUACAAGACUCUGUUUGUUCGACCUUUGAACUUUUCUGCCCUGAGGGACCUGACCCAAAGCUGUGCUUCCCAGAACGCUUCCGAUGGCUCGACGUCCACUCGCCCGCACGCCCAAAACACGGACCAAAGUGAAUCAAAAGAGUCCGCCAAUGGCAAAAAGACCAACUGAGUGCCAGCCAAUAGAAAGCCGCUUCUCCUCACGAGGACCUUUUUCAAACACUUCCUGCUGAUGAUCUUUUAUCUCUUUUUUAUCUUUGUAUCUGGCUCUGAUCUGAUGUGUACAUAUUUCUUAUUCUGAGAUGAUUCUAUUCUUUUCUAAUCUGUAGCUGGGAUGAUAAUAUAUAUUUGUAUUAUUUAUAGUGCAUUUCUGAAUGCAAUCACUGUGUGGAAUGCUGAACACGUUUUACUGUGACAUUCUUGAAUAUAAUUCACUUGACAUCA